AGUGUUUGUUUCACUCCUGACCUUUGAUCAGUUCAGAACAAACAUGGCGUUCAUCUACAGAGAAAAGACGCAUCUCUUCUUCUUAUUACUCACCGCUGCUUCAUUCCCAGCAUGCACUGGGACUUCGGAAGGGGUGUUCCUGGAAAGACCCGAAGCGAGUGUUUUCCUGCAUCGGAGCCGUCGGGCUAACUCGUGGCUGGAAGAGUUGAGGCAAGGGAACAUCGAGCGAGAAUGUUACGAGGAGAAAUGCUCCUACGAGGAGGCCCGAGAAAUCUUUGCUCUGCCACAGCAACUGGAGACUUUCUGGAGGACUUACACAGCUGUAGACCACUGCUUGUCCUUCCCCUGUAAGAACGGGGGAACCUGCACUCGCCACUUCAGCAACUACGUCUGCAAAUGUGCCCCAGGCUUCCACGGAACCCACUGCGAGAAAGCUCGCCUGACCUCGAAUGGCUGUCGCUACAGAAACGGAGGCUGCGAACAUUUCUGCACGGAGCUCUCAGAUCGUUCUCCUUCCUGUUCCUGUGCACCGGGCUAUGGUCUGGAUCAGGACAACAGCACGUGCCUUCCCAAAGAUCCUGUUGUCUGUGGAAGGCGUCUGAUUCAUUUUGCUCCACGAGUUGUUAAUGGGGAGAUCUGCCCUCUAGGACAUUGUCCGUGGCAGGCUCUGCUGACGGAACAUAACGUCUUCAUCUGCGGAGGCAUCGUUCUGUCGGAUAGGUGGAUUUUAACGGCGGCUCACUGCGUUUGGUCCAAACCGAUCGCCAUCUUUCAUGUCACCGUAGGUAAACAUGACCUGGAGGAGCCGGAGAAGACGGAGCAGCGGAGGAGGGUGCUAAAGGUGUUGAUCCACCAAGACUACAACCAGACCUCCUAUGACAGCGACAUUGCCAUGCUGAAGCUCCAUCGCCCCGUCAAACUGGGUCCCAACGUGGUGCCCAUUUGCCUCCCGGCCCAGAACAGCACCUUUUUCCGCACGCUGUACAGCGUCCGCCACUCAACCGUGUCUGGAUGGGGCCGCCGGAUGGAGCACGGCCUGCCCGCACGUUACCUGCAGCGGCUGGUCCUCCCCAGGGUCCCCCUGCAGGAGUGCCGGCUCCACAGCAAGCUCCCCAUCACCAAGAACAUGAUGUGCGCGGGGCUGAGGAGCGGCGGACAGGACGCCUGUGGGGGCGACAGCGGCGGCCCCCUGGUAACGAAGUACAAGAAGACCUGGUUCCUGACGGGGGUGGUGAGCUGGGGAGAAGGGUGUGCCAAAGAAAACAUGUACGGCAUCUACACCAAAGUCAAUAACUUCCUGAACUGGAUUGAGAGCGUGAUGGGGUCAGGCUGACACCCGCUGACCCUCUGAAAUGAGAAGAAGUCCUGGUUCAGAGUGAAGUACAGGGUGUUGUAACACAAUUUUAACAAACGGACUUCCAAAUUAAACUAAAUGUGGUUAUCUCUGAUUUUGAAUAGUAUUUCUCAUCCACCCAAAAACUGUUAAGUUAAAUUGACCAAACUGCCUCAUAAAUGCACAAAGAAUUGAUUUUAAUCUCACUCUUCUAUGGAAAAAACUUUAUUGAGUACAUUAAAAACUAUAAAUAUGC
Oryzias latipes (Japanese medaka) is the source of this 1589-nucleotide messenger RNA. RefSeq names its product coagulation factor VII. Gene Ontology annotation, molecular function: calcium ion binding; serine-type endopeptidase activity. NCBI's taxonomy places the organism in Eukaryota, Metazoa, Chordata, Actinopteri, Beloniformes, Adrianichthyidae. Gene Ontology annotation, cellular component: extracellular region. The record is from RefSeq and is a predicted model, not a curated record. Gene Ontology annotation, biological process: blood coagulation; proteolysis.